AUGUCAGAUGAAAGCUAUGACUCCCUAUUCGACGAACCUUAUCCAUCGGAUGACGAGUCUAUGUCACGACCCACCACUGAUAGCUGUGAAGCCUCGUCCGCGAUCCAUGGCCAUCCUCAUGGAGGUUCGAUCGCGAUGUCCCACGCGGCUGGCAUACGUAUUCCUGGUCUGCAUUUUCAUUCUCAGCUAAAGAUAACGGAGGAAAUAGAAUCUUAUCUUUUGGCGAGUCUCGAACAGCAUGGCUAUUUUGCACGACCAGGUGCCAAUCAAAUCAUGCUCUUUGGCAGGCCUCGCGCCUCGUAUACUAAGCAAUCUCUGGCUCCACAACAGGAGCAUUCCGAAAACCAGUCAUCAGGGCUUCCUGACUUCCUUGAGAGGCUGGUCGAGGAGCUGGAACAAACACUUUCUGGCCCAGAAAUUCCAUCGGAUGUACAACGCAAGCUAUUCUCCCCCGUGCCUGGCCAAGCGAGGCAAGCUAUUUUGAACCGAUACAAUCCCGGAGAAGGCAUCAAACCUCAUAUUGACCUGCCAAAUCGUUUUGCGGAUGGCAUAAUCAUCGUUUCACUCGCGAGCGGAAUAGUGAUGGACUUUGCACAUGAAGUCAAGAAGCAGGCGAUAUCAGUAUGGCUUCCUCCUCGAUCGAUUGUUAUUAUGGAAGGAGAAGCUCGGUGGGAAUGGACCCAUGGAAUCGCAUACCGCGGGUCGGACAUGGUUGAUAUUACGGGGGUCGAAAUAGAAAGUAUGUUGGGUGCUGGUCAGUAUAAAAAAGAGGUGGCUGAUAGAGAGAACGUUAUCGAGAUACCUCGAUGCUUGAGAACUAGCAUCACUUUGAGAUGGAUGCUUCCUGGCGCGAACGUCGUGGGGGCAUGA
Rhizoctonia solani is the source of this 870-nucleotide messenger RNA. Its product is annotated as 2OG-Fe(II) oxygenase family protein. Gene Ontology annotation, biological process: DNA damage response; fatty acid metabolic process. The record is from RefSeq and is a predicted model, not a curated record. Lineage: Eukaryota; Fungi; Basidiomycota; Agaricomycetes; Cantharellales; Ceratobasidiaceae. The coding region runs from base 1 to 870 and encodes 289 amino acids. Gene Ontology annotation, cellular component: mitochondrial matrix. The transcript has a single exon.